Dovyalis caffra is the source of this 414-nucleotide messenger RNA. Lineage: Eukaryota; Viridiplantae; Streptophyta; Magnoliopsida; Malpighiales; Salicaceae. The record is from the annotation of a GenBank genome assembly.
AUGCAAGGAGUUGGGGUUGGAAGCGUUGAAGGAGCACUUCAAGAACUCAAAGUUCCCAUGCGAAGAAUAGACCACUAUCUGCCAAUUGUUUUUUAUCCUCCUCGGGGAGGCAACAGACGAAGCCUCUCCUCAUUAUUGGCCUCGAGCAACAUCAACAGCCCAUCAAUAUUAUUCUUGGUCACCCCGCCAAUUGCACCCACCAUGAGAUUUGACGGUAUAGGUCAUGAUCUCAAGUGCUAUAGCAAGUAUCAGCGGAAGCGGCAGCGGUAUUGGGUGGCAGCAGCUAGCAUAGUCUUCUCAGAGCGCAGAGGAGAGGAUAUUAUCUCCUGCAAAAAUGGGGACUUGAAAGAUAGGGCGGCAACAAAGGCUUCCAUGCUCCGAGAGAAUGUAGAUGCCAAAUCCCCGCCCGAAUAA